Molecule: messenger RNA, 405 nt
Organism: Cercopithifilaria johnstoni
Lineage: Eukaryota; Metazoa; Nematoda; Chromadorea; Rhabditida; Onchocercidae
Source: the annotation of a GenBank genome assembly
AUGAAUGAGAAGUCGAUAGUAAAUACCAUCCGAUUGCUUGAGAAUCAAAAGAUUGAACGCGAAAUAGCAUUUCAAGAAGCUUUGGAUGAAAGAAAAAGAGCAUUCGAGCUUGCCAGAUUGCAGUAUGCCUAUCCUUACAAAGCCAUUGCAAGUGUUACGGUAACCCUUAUUUCUGGUGUAGCUACCUAUCGGCAUAAAAAUUUGCUCUAUUUAAUACCGAUUGCAAUAGCGCUUCCUUACUUGGCACACGAAACUGAUGCCUUCUUUGGACGAAGUACGGCAAGAAUCAAAAGACGAGCUGAUUUGUUGUACCGAGAAAGACUAGCAGAGCAUGAACCGCAUGUUUUGGUGGCUGAUGUAAAGCAUCGUCUGAAAGAAUUGCAACGAGGAAGUGAUAUGGAAUAA